GCCCUUCAUCACAGCUGGGGAUCCCUCACCUGAGCCAGAACACAAGCAGGAACAGCAGGUGCAGCGAUGGGCGACUGGAGUCUCCUGGGGAAUUUCCUGGAGGAGGUCCAGGAGCACUCCACCUCGGUGGGGAAGGUCUGGCUCACCAUCCUCUUCAUCUUCCGCAUCCUGGUGCUGGGGACGGCGGCGGAGUCGUCCUGGGGCGACGAGCAGAGCGACUUCCUGUGCGACACCCAGCAGCCCGGUUGCACCAACGUGUGCUACGACAGCGCCUUCCCCAUCGCCCACAUCCGCUACUGGGUGCUGCAGAUCGUGUUCGUGUCCACGCCGUCCCUCAUCUACAUGGGUCACGCCAUGCACAUAGUGCGCAGGGAGGAGAAGCAGAAGAGGAAGGAGCAGGAGGAGAGGGAGGCGCGAGGGGAGGAGGGGGAAAACCUCCAGGGCUCUGAGAAGGAGUACCUGCAGCAGAAGGACAGUGGGAAGGAGGCUACGGCUGAAAAGAGCGGCAGGUUUCGUCUAAAAGGAGCUCUGCUGCAGACGUACGUCCUGAGCAUCGUCCUCCGGACGGUGAUGGAGGUGACCUUCGUGGUGGUGCAGUAUCUGAUCUACGGCGUGUUCCUCAACGCGCUGUACCUGUGCAACGCCUGGCCCUGCCCCAAUCCCGUCAACUGCUACAUGUCUCGGCCCACGGAGAAGAACGUGUUCAUCGUCUUCAUGCUGGUGGUGGCCGGCGUGUCCCUCCUGCUGUCGUUGGUGGAGCUCUACCACCUCGGCUGGAAGAGCGUCAAGAGGUGCCGACGCGACAGGAAGGAGCGGAGGGUCGUGGCGGUGGCCGUGUCGGCGCCGCCGGAGUCCCGCAGCCCGUCGCGGCCCUCCGCCUCCUGCACCCCGCCCCCCGACUUCAACCAGUGCCUGACGGCGCCGAACUCCAUGAACGCCAUGACCUCGGUGCCCUCUCACCCCUUCAACACCCGCAUGGCUCUGCAGCAGAACUCGGCCAACCUGGCCACCGAGCACCGGCACCACAGCUGCGACAACCUGGAGGACGACGAGGACUUCCUGAGGAUGAGAUACGAGCAGGCGCCCGUGGAGCUGCCCAACGGCUGCUCGCCACCGCCGCUGCUGCCCAACGGCUGCUCGCCGCCGCCGCUGCUGCACUCCGGCUACGGGAAGGACAAACGGCGCCUGAGCAGGACCAGCGGGACCAGCAGCCGGGCGCGCCAGGACGACCUGGCAGUCUAGAGUCACUGAGGACAGAAAAAAAUCUGUUUCCAAGGGGCGGAAAUACGUGAGCUGUUUCUGGAAGAUGCAGCCUGGUCAUGAGGACGAGCCAACUAUGCAAACUUCUAACACUGAAUCCUGACACUUGACAAAGAAAAAUGGGAUUAAUAGCCAAUCUUUUUUGAAAAAAAAAAAGUAUUUUUAAAGUACAGAGGUCUGUAUGAGAGCUAUUUUAACUUUUAACAUAUUUAGAACAGGGUUACAGGCGUAGUGCCUGACAGUUGCACAUUUUAUACUUUAAGAAUAAAAAGAAAGAGGUGAAAAUGACUUUUCUUAAGGUUCAUGUAUACCUUUGGAAAUGAUUUUAUCAUACAGUAAAUUAAUCCCAUAUUUACUCAGUUAUUUAGUUUAUUCAGGAUAAUCUUUUGACUGAAUCAGUGUUUUCUCAACUACAAAAAAAGAGUAGUACAAUGAAUAAAAACAAAGCAAUAAUGUGAGAUGAGAUUAACAGUGAGGAUUUCCGUACAUAUGCAGUGAAAAGUGCCUGAUAAAAUGUGGAAACAAUAUCCAUUUCCUUAUUUUGUGCUCUUGAAAAUGUCUUCCUCUUACUUCUCAAUCUUUCAACCUGAUUGCACUAUAUAUUAAGGGUUGUAAAAUGAAAUAAUAAUUUAGAGUCUGUGUAAAAGUUUAUCCAUCAGUCUGUGUGUUUUGACGGGGAAAACUGUGCUGUGUUUCCUUUUUUUGAAGGACCUUCAAAGGAAAAGGAAAAUAAACGGUCCUGUUUGGAUUCUGGUAAUUAACAACUUUAGCCACUAGGUGGCGACAAUGCACUUGCUUUUUGUUUCCAGUUUCUCGCUUGGAGUCAUUGUUUAAAUGGUCUUUCUGAUGGGAUUCAUGUCUCCGUUAAUGUUUUUGAAUGUAUUGUAUUUUAUGUACACUGUUUAGUCC
Cololabis saira (Pacific saury) is the source of this 2169-nucleotide messenger RNA. RefSeq names its product gap junction protein, alpha 5a (gene gja5a). Gene Ontology annotation, cellular component: connexin complex. The transcript is spliced from 2 exons. NCBI's taxonomy places the organism in Eukaryota, Metazoa, Chordata, Actinopteri, Beloniformes, Belonidae. Bases 67 to 1242 code for a protein of 391 amino acids. Gene Ontology annotation, biological process: cell communication. The record is from RefSeq and is a predicted model, not a curated record.